AUGGUGCAAUGCGACGAGUGUGACGUGUGGUUCCACUACGAUUGCGUAAAUGUGGACGACAGUAUUCAGGACAAAGACUGGAACUGUAAUGGAUGCGUACGAUCAUUUCUUGAGAAAGAAAGAUGUUCAUUCAAUGAGCAAUUGAAGUGUCUCGAACAGCAGAAGAUGCAGUGGCAACAAGAGCAACAAAAACGUCUGGAACAGAACGAAGAACGGCAGUGUUCGCUUGAGCAGCGGCAGAAACAACAGGAAUUGCAGCAGCAAAGCGAAAAGCAGUUGAAUCAGUUGCAGACAAAUAGGUUGCAGUUGCAGCAGCACAGUAUGCCAACGGAAGGCGCUACAAAUGUUCCUAAUGAACAGGAUUCAUCGAACAAGCGAUUGGGCGCAACUCCAAAGCAACAGGGUCAAGGUCCGAAAUGUGUUGGUUCAGAACAGAUCGCAGAUGAUAAUCAGCGUAACAUGGAACCGUUAGCGAAUUCUACUGCAAAUAGAGCUACAAUCGACAAAGGUGACAAGGCAUCGUCGAAAGCGUCUAAGCGUUCAGCAAAACUUCGUGUGCAUCAGGUGAAAGCAUUGGAAGCAAGACAAGCGUUGGAGAAAAAGCAGCUCGAAGAGCGAUUGGCAUUAGAGAAGGAGAUGUUAGAGCUGGGUGAUUCUGAUGAGGAUACUAUCGGUGAACUAGAAAAAAUCGAGGAUUGGCUAGACAAAACCGAUAAAAUGGGAUUGGACAAACAGAAGUGCGUUGAUGAAACUCCCUUACCAGCAUACGAAAAAUAUGUGAGCGUUCCGGUCGUUACGACAAAUCAACAGCAGUUUCCUAGUGACGUUGAUCCAAUGGUGAACGUCAUUCAGCAACGUCCUUGUGGCAGCAUGGGAUUGCCGAUGACUGUUUCAAAUUCAACUCCACCGUUCAACAACUUUUUACCACCCUUCCCACUCUACACUACAGCAUCUCAACCGAUGUUAUCAGUACCAGCGCAUUCACAACCACAACCACUGUUGUAUCCGUUUGUAACCAAUUCAUAUGUCACAUUGCCUAACAACCAUGAUCUCCCAAUUGCCCAAAUGGUGUCAUCUACUCCACAUACAAGUGCAUUAAUGCAACCAGUAAACAGUGACACUGUACCGUUGAAUAGUGGCCAUUUAGCAGCCAGGCAGACUGUUAAAGAUCUACCCAAGUUUGGUGGAGAUCCAGAAGAUUGGCCACGGUUCAUAGCAGCGUAUGAAAGAACUUCCAGGAUGUGUGCAUUUCGGAACGACGAGCUACUCGAUCGACUGGAGAGGAGUCUAUAUGACAAAGCUCUAAGGAGAAAAGAGCAACUACAUUACUUGAUUUCAAUGAAUGGCUACAAAAAAAUGGUUGACGCAAUAAGCCAAGUGAGUAGACCACAAGUUGGAGUCAAACCUUUGAAGAUUGAGAAGAAAGGUCGAAAGGAAGACGCUUAUGUUCAUUUGCAUUCCACGCAAUCACCUGAGACUGUGAAUCGCAAAACAUGCUUAGCAUGUGCCUGCGAGUGCAGUAGUUUGGAGAAGUGUAGCAGUUUUCUGAAGAUGACGCCAAAAGCACGGUGGGCAUUGGUGAACGAGAAGAAAAUUUGUCGAAAAUGUUUGACUAAGCACUUCAAGACAUGUGAGAGGAAAAUAGCAUGUAAUCAGAACGGAUGUAGUUUUUUACAUCAUCGUUUGCUGCAUGAUGAUAGUAAGCAUAAUAAGCAAACGCCGAGUUCAAUGCAGUUUUCCUCGUGUAAUGCACAUCACAGUUCUCUUGGUGGAGUGCUCCUAAAAUACAUCAGAGUUAAAAUUCAUGGUAAGGGCCAUUCGAUCGAUACGUAUGCUUUUCUUGACGCUGGAUCAACUUCUACUCUGAUGGAACACAGUUUGUGGGAGGAAUUAAAUCUGGGUGGUGAAAAAACUCCGUUGUGUAUCACUUGGACUGGUGGUCAAGGAAGAUACGAAAAUAGUUCGGUUAAAUGUUCAGUUAACAUCUCAGGUUCUCAAAAUCCUACCAAGAGUUUCCAUCUCUCUAAGGUACACACUGUGCAAAACCUAGACCUUCCUGCUCAGUCAGUGUCGAUAUCAGAUCUAACGAAACACUACCAAUAUUUGUCUGGUCUUCCCAUCGAAUCUUAUAUUGGAGUGAAGCCUCGACUCCUGUUAGGUGUGGAUAACUCUAAAUUAGACUAUCCACUGGACUCCAGAGAAGGGAGCGAACAUCAGCCAACAGCAGUACUAACGCGAUUAGGCUGGCUGAUCUACGGACCAUGUUCUGUCACGACACAUACAGCGACCAGCAAAGAUAUAGCGUACAGCUACCACAUCUGCGAGUGUGAAGCGCUUCACUCAGCUGUUAAGAAUUAUUUUUCUCUUGAUAGUCUUAGCGUGAAACUAUCUGGAAAGUCAUUGAUGUCGAAGGAUGAUGAACGAGCACUGCAGAUACUGCAGUCCAAUACGGUGCUGAAAGGAAAAAGGUACGAAACAACUCUGCUAUGGCGCUUCGAUGAUGUCCAGCUGCCCGACAGUAAAGCCAUGGCCCUGAAACGUCAUAACUGUCUAGAUAAGCGCAUGGCUCGUGAGCCGGGAUUAGCUAAGGCGUUUCAAGAAAAAAUAAUGGAUUAUAAAAAGAAUGCAUAUAUUCGUGAACUUUCACCCCAAGAGGAAGCCAUGCACCAUGGACGUUCAUGGUACCUGCCAAUUUUUCCAGUUUUUAAUCCGAACAAACCCGGAAAGCUUCGGAUUGUUUGGGACGCGGCGGCGAAAGUAGGAGGCCUUUCACUUAAUUCUUUCCUACUAAAAGGGCCAGAUUUAGUUACUCCACUUCCUCAUGUACUCCAUCUUUUUCGAGAGUAUCGAAUAGCAGUCUCCGGGGAUGUUCGUGAAAUGUUCCAUCAACUAUUAAUGAACGACAACGAUCAACAUUGUUUGAAGUUUUUGUGUAACGACGGUAUCCCCGGACAAGACCCCAAGGUAUACAUGAUGCAGGUGAUGACGUUUGGUGCCAGCUGCGCUCCAAGCUGUGCACAAUUCGUCAAAAAUAUCAAUGCUGAACGCUUUAAAGACCAAUUUCCUGAAGCCGUGGAGGCGAUUAUCAAAGGAACGUAUGUUGACGAUAUGCUGUACAGUGUCGAAUCGGAUGAAGAUGCUGUUAAACUUGCACAGGAUGUUCGCUACAUUUAUGCUGAAGGGGGUUUCGAGAUUCGUGGAUGGCUGUCAAACUCGCCGAAGGUGGUGGAUGCCAUGGGUGAACACCAAACGUGCCAGAAGAAACUGAGUCACGCCGAAUAUUUAGGAACCGAGAAGGUCCUCGGUAUGUGGUGGGAUACGAUCCGCGACACCUUCACAUUCAAAACUCCAAAGCGAUACAGACAAGAGUUGCUGUCUGGACAGCAGAUUCCUACGAAAAGGGAAGUAUUACGAAUUCUGAUGUCCGUUUACGACCUAUUAGGAUUACUCGCAAACGUACUAAUGUAUGCGAAAGUCCUUCUCCAAGAUAUAUGGCGAAUAAACAUAGGAUGGGACGAACCGAUAUCCGCCGAACAAUUUGAAAAAUGGAUCAUGUGGCUUGAUGUACUAAAUAAAGUUGAAUCAGUUGCUGUUCCUCGAUGCUACCGUACGAUGACCACUUCGUCGAUAGAAACCAACGAAAUCCAACUACAUGUUUUUGUUGAUGCAAGCGAAAAUGGCUACGCAGCAGUUGCGUAUUUCCGUUAUGAAGAUGGUGAUACCAUAGAGUGUGCAUUUAUAACCGCGAAGACCCGAGUCGCUCCCCUGAAGUACGUUUCGAUUCCCCGGUUAGAACUGCAAGCGGCAGUGAUCGGAAUGCGUCUGGCGAAGAAUAUUGGCGAAACUCACCGAAUAUCGCCACGAAGACGUUUUUUCUGGUCAGAUUCGAGGGACGUGUUGUGCUGGUUACGGGCGGAUCAUAGAAGGUACAGUAAAUUUGUCGCAGCAAGAGUUGGCGAAAUUCUGGAAAACUCCAACAUAUCGGAGUGGCUCUGGGUGCCAACAAAAUUAAACGUCGCCGAUGAAGGGACAAAGUGGCAGAAAAUACCUGACUUAACGUCUACGAGUCGGUGGAUCAACGGACCUCAAUUUAUAUGGCAGCAACAGGAUACCUGGCCAGACCAGCCAAUGAAUCACGAAUCAACCGCAAAUGAGAUGAACUUGUCGAUAAACGUGCACGCUAUUCUGGAUCCUGUCAUCGAUUUCGCCAAAUACUCCAAUUGGCGGAAACUCGUUCGAAUUGUUGCAUACGUACUGCGAUUCCCUAUGAACAUUCGCAGUAGAUUACAGCACAGUACACAUAGAACUGGCGUCCUCAGUCAGUUGGAACUCACAGAAGCAGAGAAUUUUAUCUAUCGACAAGCACAACUGGAGGAAUUUAGUGAAGAAAUGUCAAUACUGAUGUGCUCCAGAAACAAUGCUGGAGUUGGAGGAGCCCGAAUUCCAAAAAGCAGUUCCCUCUACAAUCUAUCACCCUUCCUCGAUGCAAAUGGGGUGCUGCGCAUGCGUGGGCGAAUAGCUGGUUGUCAAUACAUCGAACCAUCGGCUGCUCAUACCAUCUUGCUGCCGAGGAGACACCCAGUUACAAUACUUGUCGUACAAUCUGUCCAUGAACGCUACCACCAUCUCAAUCAUGAAACAGUGGUCAACGAAUUGCGCCAGAAGUAUCGAAUUCCAAAGCUGCGCAGUGUAUGCUACAAGGUUCGUCAAGAUGUGCAAGAAUAA
Molecule: messenger RNA, 4725 nt
Organism: Toxorhynchites rutilus septentrionalis
Lineage: Eukaryota; Metazoa; Arthropoda; Insecta; Diptera; Culicidae
Exons: 2
Coding region: 1-4725 (1574 amino acids)
Source: RefSeq, a predicted model, not a curated record